UAUACACAGUUUUGUCUCGAGGGCUACAAAACAAGAAACUACAUUUCCCAGAAAUCCGGUGUAAACUUCCGGUUGAGAGAACAACCGCCAACUCGGGGAGUUAUGGGCUGUGUUUCAUCAUUUUAAUAUUUAUCAAGUAGCAAAAACAAAACGAUGCUUCGCCGAAAACCAACUCGUCUGGAGCUGAAGCUGGAUGAUACUGAGGAGUUUGAGAGUGUGAAGAAAGAGCUGGAGAGCAGAAAGAAACAGCGAGACGAAGUGGACGUGGUCGGAGUUGCAACCAGUGAGAUGAGUGGCUCUGUUGGAGGUUCUGAGGGAAAAACCCGAGAGCAAACCAUACACGAGCGAAUAGGAUACAAACCUCACCCGAAGUCAAAUACACUCCCGUCGUUCUUUGGGAACCUCCAGUUUUGAGCAAUGAAUGAACCAAGUGAAAUGAACACAGUGACCUUUGGCAUGUUUUGCACUGAUGCCAUUUUGAUUGGGAGCUGUUUUCUGUCCAAACUGAAGAGGAUGGAACCCAGAGCCACUACACGCUGAAGCUCUCACAUGGCAAACUGUUCUUAAUGUGUGAUUUGUAAUCAGUUCUGAUAAUUAUUAGAAAUAAAAGGAAUGUACAUA
Messenger RNA from Pangasianodon hypophthalmus (striped catfish), 621 nucleotides. RefSeq names its product cell division cycle 26 homolog (gene cdc26). Gene Ontology annotation, biological process: regulation of mitotic cell cycle; anaphase-promoting complex-dependent catabolic process; protein K11-linked ubiquitination. The transcript is spliced from 3 exons. Gene Ontology annotation, cellular component: anaphase-promoting complex. Bases 154 to 414 code for a protein of 86 amino acids. The record is from RefSeq and is a predicted model, not a curated record. Lineage: Eukaryota; Metazoa; Chordata; Actinopteri; Siluriformes; Pangasiidae.